AAGUCACAACAGUUCCUAGAGUGUCCACUAACAGGAACUCACCUGGAGGGACAUCUGACUACAGGUCAGUUCCUGUUCCCUCAGACAUGCAAAUGAGUUGGAUUAGAUAAGCCCUAGCCUGCAAUCACUCGCUCUCUCUUAGCUACUUCCUCCCUCGAUGAGGACACAUCUCCAGAGAAUCUCCAGUUAGCAUGGUUCUCACUCUAGGCCUGCAGCCAAGAGUGAGACCAAAUGGAGUCUUACUUUACUAAGUAGUCUCUAGAUAUAUAUAUACUUGUAACUUUUCUAAGCAAGCCUGCCUUUCUGAGAUUAUGCUGUAACUCAGGAUGAAACUUGCAACCUAGAGGGGAUGUGGGUGAACGAUCUGGGCUCCCAGAUGCUCAUCGGGCCCGUUAACGCGGCCGGCCAGUUCUCGGGCUACUACCUGGCCGCCGUCUCGGCUGCCCCCGACGCCGCCAUCCGGGAGUCGCCCCUGCACGGCACGCAGCACCCCGACCCCCCACGCGCCCAGCCCACCUUCGGCUUCUCCGUCAACUGGUCCUUCUACGACUCCACCACCGUCUUCGUGGGGCAGUGCUUCUUGGAUGAAAACGGCGAUGAGUUCUUGGAGGCGACGUGGCUGCUGCGGGAGGAGGUGGCGACUCACGCUGACAACUGGAAGGCCACCCGGGUUGGCGGGACUGUCUAUGUCCGUGUCAGGAGAUAAAAAGGAACCAGGAUCUGGGCCUGCUUCUGCUACUUGUGCGUAGGACCAGCUAGAAGACAAUUCCCCUUCCCUCCACCAACACUGCCUCCCUGCCUUUUCCACAGGGAGGGGGCAAUAAUCCCCCCUCAGGGCAGGGGUGGGGGGGGUGCUGUUACCACCCCACCUGCUAGAGAGAACAUUUGCUGCAGGUGGUGACAGCUUUUUGCUAAGGAUUUAUUCUCUGCGCUUGCUAGGGGCUUUUUGGUGGCCUUUUACGUAUUUUAAACCUGCUUUUAAAUUCUCUGUGCCUGCCCCAGAGAACUGUCUCAUGGGGCAGUUGCAGAAAACCAAUAAAGAAACCUUUCUACUAUUAAACCUGUCAGAAAAAUCACCAUUAAAAAAAUCCUUCAGUAGCACCUUA
Zootoca vivipara (common lizard) is the source of this 1106-nucleotide messenger RNA. The record is from RefSeq and is a predicted model, not a curated record. Lineage: Eukaryota; Metazoa; Chordata; Lepidosauria; Squamata; Lacertidae.